This is a messenger RNA of Candida albicans SC5314, 1341 nucleotides long. It is a transcript of the gene PRS5, whose product is annotated as ribose phosphate diphosphokinase subunit. The record is from RefSeq and is a predicted model, not a curated record. The coding region runs from base 1 to 1341 and encodes 446 amino acids. NCBI's taxonomy places the organism in Eukaryota, Fungi, Ascomycota, Pichiomycetes, Serinales, Debaryomycetaceae. The transcript has a single exon. Gene Ontology annotation, cellular component: ribose phosphate diphosphokinase complex; cytoplasm. Gene Ontology annotation, biological process: ribonucleoside monophosphate biosynthetic process; purine nucleotide biosynthetic process; 5-phosphoribose 1-diphosphate biosynthetic process. Gene Ontology annotation, molecular function: ribose phosphate diphosphokinase activity; magnesium ion binding.
AUGAGGGACUUGAUUGUAUUGGGGGGUUCAUCUCAUCCUAAUUUGACUAAAUCAAUAUGUCGAAGCUUGACACUAGAACAAGGUCUUGUGGAUUCUCGUAAAUUUUCCAAUGGUGAAAUAUCAAUUGAAGUUAAGAAUAGUGUUCGAGAAAAAGAUGUCUUUAUUAUUCAAAGUGGAUGUGGGCAUGUUAAUGAUAAUUUUUUGGAGCUCUUGAUCACUAUAGCUGCAUGUAAAACUGCAAGUGCCAAAAGAGUGACUGCGGUUUUACCAUUGUUUCCUUAUUCAAGACAACCAGAUAUACCUUAUCUUGCUAAUGCAACUGGUGCACCAAGCAUUAGUACCAAAAAGGAGGAAUACACUUUUGAAAGUGCGCCUGCAACUCCAAAUCCAUUAUCAAAAUCAAGUAGUGAAAAAUCGUUUCUUUCCCUGGCAUCGUCGUCGAUAGUAUCGGAAAACAAAGCAGCAACCACAGGUGUAAACAACAUUAGUAGUGGCAACAGAAUUAAACUGCCAGUUCCAAAGAAAUACACUCCAAAAUUAAUUCACACAAAUGCCUCAGCAACAAAUUUUUUACCGCAAGUGGACGCUUAUGGUAAAACCGAGAGUGGUUAUAAACAAUGGAUCUCUCCAAAUGGAACUUUGAUAGCCAAUUUGUUGACUACUGCUGGCGCUGAUAGAGUUAUCACUAUGGAUUUGCAUGAUCCACAAUUUCAAGGAUUCUUCAAUAUCCCCGUGGACAAUUUAUAUUCAAAACCUAUUUUGAAACAUUACAUAUUGAAUUUCAUUCCUAACUAUAAAGAUUGUGUCAUUGUCAGUCCUGAUUCAGGUGGUGCCAAAAGAGCAACUGCUAUUGCUGAUUCCUUAGGUUGUCCAUUUGCAUUGAUUCACAAGGAGAGAAGAGCCAAGUUGCCAAAGAAUCCACCUCUGACUUCCAUGAGUAAUAGUCAUAGUCAUAAUCAUUAUAAUUCUCAACAUAAGCCGACAAUGGUUGCAACUACCAUGUUGGUGGGUGAUGUUGCUGGUAAAGUUUGUGUUUUGGUGGAUGACUUGGUUGAUACCUCGUAUACUAUUACUAGGGCUGCCAAAUUAUUGAAAGAUCAAGGUGCUGAAUAUGUGUAUGCAUUGGUCACACAUGGUAUUUUUAGUGGUGAUGCCAUCAACAGAAUACAACAAAGUGCUAUUGAUAAAUUAGUCGUUACAAAUUCUACGCCACAAUCCGAGCAUGUGGAGAUACUAGGUGAUAGAAUGGAAGUCUUGGAUGUUAGUAGAGUGUUUGCUGAAUCUAUAAGAAGAAUCAAUAACGGUGAAAGUGUUAGUAUGUUAUUUGAUCAUGGGUGGUAG